AUGUCGCGAAGUGAGGUCGAAGUGCUCAAGUCUGACAUGCCAACAGAGAUGAAGAAUUUCAUCAUAGAUCAGGUGGAUGAUACUCUGCGUGAGUACAAUGCCGACUCUAGCCGCCCUAUCAAGUUAGAAUCACUUGUGACUCAACUGGGCCGAACUCUCAAGCAGCGCUAUGAGGGCGUGUGGCAGGUGGUCAUUCUCACAGGCUCCUACUCCGCUUUCUCGGCCUACACACCGGAGCGUCUGUUCCACUUCAAAUUUGGCCGAUUUGUCGUUCUUGUGUGGCAAUCCUCUACCUACUAA
Messenger RNA from Echinococcus granulosus, 300 nucleotides. Its product is annotated as tegumental protein. Gene Ontology annotation, cellular component: dynein complex. Lineage: Eukaryota; Metazoa; Platyhelminthes; Cestoda; Cyclophyllidea; Taeniidae. The record is from RefSeq and is a predicted model, not a curated record. Gene Ontology annotation, biological process: microtubule-based process. The transcript has a single exon. The coding region runs from base 1 to 300 and encodes 99 amino acids.